AUGUCACAUCUGGUUCGCGACAUUAACUUGAUCCACGCCUCCACUCUUUCGCCCCGCCAGUACGCCUCGUUUGCUCGUCUCUUCCACGAAUUGAACUUCACCGCCUGCCACCCGCACCGGGAACCGGACGAGGGAGAUCUUCCCUUUCAGCUGCCCUCGCCGACGAAAUGGGGAGACUCGCUCUGCUGGAACGGGACAGCCAUGAUCGAAAGACCGGCUGCCUGUCGGUGGGAGGCUCGUCUGCCCAGGCUUCUGUACCAUGGACAGCCUGAAGGCUGGUUUAGCCAUGGCAACUGGCAUUUCGCCUCGUGUCUGACCUUUCCUUGUGAACUCGCUCCUCCGACUUGCUUUCUCAUUCAUCGCUCAAUCCGGUUGGCAACGUAA
This is a messenger RNA of Protopolystoma xenopodis, 384 nucleotides long. The record is from the annotation of a GenBank genome assembly. NCBI's taxonomy places the organism in Eukaryota, Metazoa, Platyhelminthes, Monogenea, Polystomatidea, Polystomatidae.